AUGGCCGAAGGCGGAGAAGGCGAGGACGAAAUCCAGUUUUUGCGCACCGACGAUGAGGUGGUGUUGCAGUGUUCCGCGACACUGCAUAAGGAGCAGCAGAAGCUCUGCCUGGCUGCCGAGGGCUUCGGGAACCGACUCUGCUUCCUCGAGUCCACGUCUAAUUCAAAGAAUGUUCCUCCAGAUCUGUCGAUAUGCACGUUCGUGCUGGAGCAGUCACUAUCCGUGCGUGCUCUGCAGGAGAUGUUGGCCAACACGGAGGAGAAGGCUGAGGGGCAAGUAGAUGUGGAAAAAUGGAAAUUCAUGAUGAAGACAGCACAGGGUGGAGGUCAUCGCACUCUUCUCUACGGCCACGCUGUCUUACUCAGGCACUCCUACAGUGGAAUGUACCUCUGCUGUUUGUCCACCUCGCGCUCAUCGACAGAUAAACUCGCCUUCGAUAUAGGACUUCAAGAAGACACGACCGGUGAAGCAUGCUGGUGGACUAUACAUCCUGCCUCGAAACAAAGGUCAGAAGGGGAAAAGGUACGAGUCGGUGAUGACCUCAUCCUGGUCAGUGUGUCCUCUGAGCGGUACCUGCACUUGUCGUACGGCAGUGGCAGUUUACAUGUGGAUGCUGCCUUCCAGCAGACUCUCUGGAGUGUAGCACCAAUCUGCUCUGGGAGCGAGGUCGCUCAGGGUUUCCUGAUCGGCGGAGACGUCUUGCGCUUGUUGCACGGUCACAUGGACGAAUGUCUGACUGUUCCAUCAGGAGAGCAUGGCGAGGAACAGCGCAGGACGGUGCACUAUGAGGGUGGAGCCGUAUCCACCCAUGCUCGUUCUCUCUGGCGGCUGGAAACUCUCAGAGUGGCCUGGAGUGGCAGUCACAUUCGAUGGGGUCAGCCGUUCCGUUUACGUCACGUGACCACAGGGAAGUACCUCAGCCUGCUGGAUGAUAAAGGCCUGCUGCUGAUGGAUAAGGAGAAGGCCGACGUCAAAUCCACCGCCUUCUGUUUUCGCUCCUCAAAGGAGAAGCUCGAUUUCGGCUUGAGGAAAGAGGUGGACGGGAUGGGCGUACCGGACAUUAAAUACGGCGACUCCGUUUGCUACAUCCAGCAUGUCGACACAGGCCUCUGGCUCACCUACCAAUCAGUGGACGCCAAGUGUGCACGCAUGGGUGGAGUCCAGAGGAAGGCUAUAAUGCACCACGAGGGUCACAUGGAUGAUGGCCUCACCCUUUCACGCUCCCAACACGAGGAGUCCCGCACUGCCAGAGUCAUCCGCAGUACAGUCUUCCUGUUCAACCGCUUUAUCAGAGGUUUGGACACUGUCAGUAAGAAGGGAAAAACCUCCAUGCUCGAUCUGCCAAUAGAAUCGGUCAGCCUGAGUCUCCAGGAUCUGAUUGGCUACUUCCAGCCCCCUGAUGAGCACUUAGAACACGAGGACAAACAGAAUCGACUCCGAGCACUGAAGAACCGACAGAACCUCUUCCAAGAGGAGGGAAUGAUCAGCCUGGUCCUGGAGUGCAUCGACCGUUUGCAUGUGUAUAGCAGCGCAGCUCAUUUUGCAGACGUGGCAGGACGGGAAGCAGGAGAGGCCUGGAAGUCCAUCCUCAACUCUCUCUAUGAGCUCCUGGCCGCUCUGAUCAGGGGAAACAGGAAGAACUGUGCGCAGUUUUCCAGUUCGCUGGAUUGGCUGAUAAGUCGUCUCGAGAGACUGGAGGCCUCAUCAGGGAUCCUGGAGGUGUUGCACUGUGUACUGGUGGAGAGUCCCGAAGCCCUAAACAUCAUCAAAGAGGGACAUAUCAAAUCCAUCAUCUCCCUGCUGGACAAGCACGGACGCAACCACAAGGUCCUGGAUGUACUGUGUUCUCUGUGUGUGUGUCACGGGGUGGCAGUUCGCUCUAACCAACACCUCAUCUGUGAUAAUCUGCUCCCGGGGAGAGACUUGUUACUACAGACGCGCUUGGUCAACUACGUGAGCAGCAUGAGGCCAAACAUCUUCCUGGGGGUGAAUGAAGGCUCAGCGCAGUACAAGAAGUGGUAUUAUGAGCUGAUUGUGGACCACGUGGAGCCAUUUGUGACAGCAGAGGCGACUCAUCUGAGGGUAGGAUGGGCGUCUACACCUGGGUACUCGCCUUACCCAGGAGGGGGCGAGGGCUGGGGGGGCAAUGGAGUCGGAGACGACCUUUACUCUUACGGAUUUGAUGGACUACAUCUGUGGUCAGGCUGCAUUGCUCGGACGGUCAGCUCCCCCAAUCAGCACCUGCUCUGUGCUGACGAUGUAGUGAGCUGUUGCCUGGAUCUCAGUGCGCCCAGUAUCUCAUUCCGCAUCAACGGGCAGCCGGUUCAGGGCAUGUUCGAGAACUUCAACACAGACAGCCUCUUCUUCCCAGUCGUCAGCUUCUCUGCUGGAGUCAAAGUGCGCUUCCUUUUGGGCGGUCGUCACGGAGAGUUUAAGUUCCUCCCUCCAACGGGCUACGCUCCAUGUUUCGAGGCUGUGUUACCACGAGAGAAGCUCAGAGUGGAACACAACCAGGAGUAUAAACAUGACCACGGCGUGACCCGGGACCUGCUGGGGCCAACGCUCAGUCUGUCCCAGGCUGCAUUUACACCCAUACCUGUGGACACCAGCCAGAUUGUGUUGCCCCCUCACCUGGAGCGAAUCCGAGAGAAGCUGGCAGAGAACAUCCAUGAGCUCUGGGUCAUGAACAAGAUCGAGCUGGGCUGGACAUACGGCGUGGUAAGGGAUGACAAUAAGAGGCAGCACCCGUGUCUGGUGGAGUUCUCCAAACUGCCAGAACAGGAGCGCAGCUACAACCUACAGAUGUCCCUGGAGACACUGAAGACUCUGUUGGCAUUGGGUUGCCAUGUUGGUGUUGCGGAUGAACGAGCCAUGGAGAAAGUCAAACAUCUCAAGCUCUCGGCCAAAUACGAGCUGUCCAGUAGCUAUAAACCGGCGCCUAUGGAUCUGAGCCACAUCAAACUCGCCUCUACACAGGAGGCCAUGGUGGACAGACUGGCUGAGAACGCUCAUAAUGUGUGGGCCAGAGACCGCAUUCGCCAGGGAUGGACCUACGGUAUCCAGCAGGUGUGUGUGUGUGAUGUGAAGAACAAGAGGAAUCCACGGCUGGUGCCUUACACGCUUCUGGACGAGAGAACCAAAAAAUCCAACAAGGACAGCUUGCGAGAGGCUGUGCGCACAUUACUAGGUUACGGAUACAACUUGGAGGCUCCUGACCAAGACCACGCAGCUCGAUUGGACAUUAAUAACAUAUCUGCAGAGCGUUUCCGGAUCUUCCGGGCUGAAAAGACGUACUGUGUGAAUGCUGGGAAGUGGUACUUUGAGCUGGAGGUGGUGACGGCGGGCGAGAUGAGGGUGGGCUGGGCUCGUCCGGGCUGCCUGCCAGACCAGGAGCUGGGCUCCGAUGACCAAGCCUUCGUGUUUGACGGAUUUAAGGCCCAGAGAUGGCACCAGGGGAACGAGCACUUUGGGCGUUCAUGGCUGCCUGGAGAUGUUGUAGGCUGCAUGGUGGACUUGAACGAGCACACCAUGAUGUUCACACUGAAUGGAGAGGUAUUGCUGGACGACUCGGGCUCUGAACUUGCAUUUAAGGACUUUGAGGUCUGGGAAGGUUUUAUCCCGGUGUGCAGUCUGGGCGUGAGUCAGGUGGGCCGGAUGAACUUUGGGAAGGACGUGAGCACUCUGAAGUUCUUCACCAUCUGCGGCCUGCAGGAGGGCUACGAGCCAUUCGCCGUCAACAUGAACCGAGACGUCACCAUGUGGCUCAGCAAGAGGCUGCCUCAGUUCAUCCCUGUACUGCCAGGCUACGAGCACAUUGAGGUCACGAGAAUUGAUGGGACGGUGGAGAGUCCACCAUGCCUAAAGGUCACACAGAGGUCAUUUGGGUCCCAGAACAGUAACACUGACAUCGUGUUUUACCGGUUGAGCAUGCCCAUCGAGUGCGCUGAGGGAUUCACGAAACCCGCUGGCGGGACUCUACCGGCUAACAGCAGCCUCUUCUCUCCAAAGAAAGAUCUGGAAGAUUUUGAGACAGUGUCAGACUUUGAGGUGCUGAUGAAGAGCUCUCACAGUCACAUGAGUUCGAACGGCCCGGAUAAAGACAAGGAUGAGUUCAACAACCACAAGGACUACAACCAGGAGAAACCAUCCAAACUGAAACAAAGGUUCAUGUUGAAAAAGUCGAAACCGGAUUUCAACACGAGUAACUCUUCAGCUCGUCUGUCUGAGGAAGUGAUGGCUGAUGAGAGAGAUGAUUAUGAGUUCCUCAUGCAGACAUGCACGUACUACUACUCGGUGCGGAUCUUUCCAGGCCAGGAGCCGUCCAGUGUGUGGGUAGGCUGGGUCACCUCUGACUUCCACCAGUACGACCCGGCUUUUCAUCUCGACAAGGUCCGGACUGUCACCGUCACCCUCGGAGACGAGAAGGGCAAAGUUCAUGAGAGUAUUAAGCGCAGUAACUGCUACAUGGUGUGGGCCGGUGAGAGUAAUAACCCUGGGCAGGGCCGUAACAAUAACGGCCUCGAGAUUGGGUGCAUGGUGGACACGGCCAGCGGCCUGCUCACUUUCACAGCCAAUGGCAAAGAGCUCAGCACUUACUACCAGGUGGAGCCGAGUACCAAACUGUUCCCUGCAGUGUUUGCUCAGGCCACAAGCCCCAACGUCUUCCAGUUUGAGCUGGGACGAAUCAAGAAUGUGAUGCCGUUAUCAGCCGGGCUGUUUAAGAGCGAGCGGAAGAACGCAGUGCCUCAGUGUCCACCCCGCCUACACGUCCAGUUCCUUACACCUGUGCUCUGGAGCCGAGUGCCCAAUCAGUUCCUCAGGUCAGAGGUUACCAGGGUCAACGAGAGGCACGGCUGGAUGGUGCAGUGCACUGACCCGCUGCAGUUCAUGGCCUUGCAUAUACCUGAAGAGAACAGGUCGGUGGAUAUCCUGGAGCUGACAGAGCAGCGGGAGCUGUUGCAGUUCCACUACCACACGCUGCGUCUGUACUCAGCCGUAUGCGCUCUGGGAAACCACCGUGUGGCAGCGGCGCUCUGCAGCCACGUAGACGAGUCUCAGCUGCUCUCAGCCAUUCAGAACAAGAGCAUGGCGGGCCUGCUGCGGACCGGCUACUACGAACUGCUCAUUGACAUCCAUCUGAGCAGCUACGCGACGGCGCGGCUCAUGAUGAACAACGAGUACAUUGUGCCCAUGACUGACGAGACCAAGAGCAUCACGCUCUUUCCUGACGAGCAGAAGAAGCGCCACGGCCUGCCCGGAAUCGGCUUGAGCACCUCACUGAGACCACGCAUGCGCUUCUCCUCUCCGAAUUUCGUCAGCGCUGUUGCCACGGGCAACGGCAACGGAGGGAGCGACCGUUUCCAGUACAGCCCGGAGUUCCCGCUGGAGACGCUGAAGAGCCGCACGAUGGAGAUGCUCACCGAGGCGGUACAGGAGGGCAGCCUGCACGUGCGAGACCCUGUCGGGGGAAGCACAGAGUUUCUUUUCGUGCCUCUCAUCAAGCUCUUUUACACACUGCUCAUCAUGGGCAUCUUCCACAACGGAGACCUGAGGGCCAUCCUGCAGCUCAUCGAGCCCAGCGUGUUCUCACAGGACUCCGGGGAACAAGGCAGGGCCGUGAGCCCCGACAGAGAGACCGAUCACGGAGAGAGGAGGACUGAAGGAGGCCCAGGAGGAGAGGAGGAGGAGAGUGGAAAGAGGAAGGUGCCUAAGGAAGGCCUGCUCCAGAUGAAACUGCCUGAACCUGUCAAACUGCAGAUGUGCCACCUGCUACAGUAUCUGUGUGACUGUCAGGUCCGGCACCGGAUCGAGGCAGUAGUGGCCUUCUCCGAUGACUUCGUAGCUAACCUGCAGGAAAAUCAGCGCUUCCGUUAUAACGAGGUCAUGCAGGCGCUCAACAUGUCUGCUGCCCUCACUGCUCGCAAAACCAAAGAGUUCCGUUCUCCGCCCCAGGAACAGAUUAACAUGCUGCUCAGCUUCAAGGAUGAGAAGCAGGAGUGUCCCUGUCCAGAGGACAUCCGAGAACAUCUGUUGCAGUUCCAUGAGGAUCUCAUGACACACUGUGGUAUAGAGAUUGAUGAUGAUAAGACGGGGGAGGGAGACAGCGAUUUCACAAUCAGGGGGCGUCUCAUGUCCCUGGUGGAAAAAGUGGCGUACUUGAAGAAGAAAAUGACUGAUAUGCCAAAGAAAAAAAAAGCCAAGAAGCCCAGCACUCUGCAGCAGUUGAUCUCCGAGACGAUGGUGCGCUGGGCUCAGGAGUCUGUGAUCGAAGACCCUGAGCUGGUCAGGGCCAUGUUCGUGCUGCUACACAGACAGUACGACGGAAUCGGAGGGCAAGUCCGUGCUCUGCCCAAAACCUACACCAUCAACGCUGUCUCUGUGGAGGACACCAUCAACCUGUUAGCCUCGCUCGGACAGAUCCGUUCAUUGCUCAGCGUCCGCAUGGGUCGCGAGGAAGAAAAACUCAUGAUCCGCGGCCUCAGCGACAUCAUGAACAAUAAGGUGUUCUAUCAGCACCCAAACCUGAUGAGAGCUCUGGGCAUGCAUGAAACGGUGAUGGAGGUCAUGGUUAAUGUGCUGAGUGGGGGAGAGUCCAAGGAAAUCACAUUUCCUAAGAUGGUGGCCAACUGCUGCCGCUUUCUGUGUUACUUCUGCCGGAUCAGCCGUCAGAACCAGAAGGCCAUGUUUGAUCACCUGAGCUACCUACUGGAGAACAGCAGCGUGGGUCUCGCAUCUCCAUCAAUGCGCGGCUCCACGCCGUUAGAUGUAGCCGCUGCUUCUGUGAUGGACAAUAACGAACUGGCGCUGGCCCUCAGGGAACCAGACCUGGAGAAGGUGGUGCAGUAUCUAGCAGGCUGUGGGCUGCAGAGCUGUGUGAUGUUGGUAUCUAAGGGUUAUCCUGAUAUUGGCUGGAACCCUGUGGAGGGAGAGCGGUACCUCGACUUCCUCCGUUUUGCUGUGUUCUGUAACGGUGAGAGUGUGGAAGAGAACGCUAACGUCGUGGUGCGGCUUCUGAUUCGCCGGCCGGAGUGUUUUGGCCCCGCCCUACGUGGUGAAGGUGGGAAUGGAUUGCUGGCAGCGAUGGAGGAAGCUAUUAAAAUAUCUGAAGAUCCGAGCAGAGACGGACCCUCGCCUACAUCAGAGGACAGCAAGACACUGUGUAGUGAUAUGAUGGAGGAUGAAGAGGAUGACACUAUACACAUGGGUAAUGCCAUCAUGACCUUCUAUGCUGCUCUGAUUGAUCUGUUGGGCCGCUGUGCUCCAGAGAUGCACCUGAUCCAUGCUGGUAAAGGGGAGGCCAUUCGUAUCCGGGCCAUCCUUCGCUCUCUCAUCCCCAUCGAGGACCUGGAGGGGGUGAUCAGCCUCCCCUUCCAUAUGCCCACACUCGCUAAAGACGGUUCUGUAGUGGAGCCAGACAUGUCUGCUGGGUUUUGUCCUGACCACAAAGCAGCCAUGGUUCUGUUUCUGGACCGUGUUUAUGGAAUCGAGGACCAAAACUUCCUGCUCCAUCUGCUGGAGGUCGGCUUCCUGCCUGAUCUCAGGGCUGCUGCCUCAUUGGACACGGCUGCUCUGAGUGCCACAGACAUGGCGCUGGCUCUGAACCGUUACCUGUGCACUGCCGUUCUCCCCUUGCUGACGAAGUGUGCACCUCUGUUUGCGGGCACGGAGCCGUUCGCUUCGCUCAUCGACUCGCUCCUCCAUACUGUGUACCGCCUGUCCAAAGGCUGCUGCCUCACCAAAGCACAGAGAGACGCCAUCGAAGAGUGCCUGCUCGCUGUGUGUGGGAAACUGAGGCCUUCUAUGAUGCAGCAUCUGCUGAGGCGUCUGGUGUUCGAUGUUCCUCUGCUGAACGAACACACCAAAAUGCCUCUGAAGCUGUUGACCAAUCACUACGAGCGAUGCUGGAAGUACUACUGUCUGUCAGGGGGUUGGGGAAGCUUCGGCGCAGCAUCUGACGAGGAGCUCCACCUCACCCGAAAACUCUUCUGGGGAAUCUUUGAUGCUUUGGCCAGAAAGAAAUAUGAUGCUGAGCUGUUUAAGCUAGCUCUGCCGUGUCUGAGUGCUGUGGCUGGCGCCUUGCCGCCAGACUACAUGGAGUCCAACUAUGUGGCGAUGAUGGAGAAACAGUCAUCCAUGGAUGCAGAGGGCAACUUUAAUCCUCAGCCUGUCGACACCAGCAAUGUGAAUGUUCCUGAGAAGCUAGAUCAUUUUAUCAAUAAAUACGCCGAGCACUCGCAUGAGAAAUGGUCCAUGGAGAAGUUUGCUAAUGGCUGGGUACAUGGGGAGCAGUUGUGUGAGGCCUCCAAAGUUCAUCCCCUGCUAAAGGCUUACAAGGGACUGUCUGAGAAGGAUAAAGAGGUGUACCGCUGGCCAAUCAGAGAGACUCUAAAGACCAUGCUGUCAUGGGAUUGGAGCAUCGAAAGGACAAGAGAGAGCGACCCGGCCAGUUUACACACCCGUACACGCAGGAUCUCCCUCACCAGCCAGCUGUCUAUAGAGGGCGCUCAUGGAUUCAGUCCUCGCCCAGUGGACAUGAGCAACGUGACCCUGUCCCGGGAUCUGCACUCCAUGGCAGAGCUGCUUGCAGAGAACUAUCAUAAUAUUUGGGCUAAGAAGAAGAAGCUGGAACUGGAAGCCAAAGGAGGGGGAAGCCAUCCCCUGCUGGUUCCCUACGACACUCUAACUGCCAAAGAGAAAUCCAAAGACAGAGAAAAAGCACAAGACAUCCUCAAGUUCCUUCAGAUUAACGGAUACACCGUAUUAAGGGCUAUGAAGGAGCAAGAGCUCGACACUCCGUCGAUCGAGAAACGCUUCGCUUACACGUUUCUUCAGCAGCUCAUCACAUACGUGGAUGAGGCUCAUGAACACAUGCUGGAGUUCGAUGUGACUACACGGCCAAAAGGAGAGAAAAUUCCUCAUGAACAGCAGAUGAAGUUCUUUGGAAAAGUUGUUCUGCCUCUGGUUGACCAGUACUUUAAGAACCAUCGGCUCUACUUCCUGUCCACUGCCAUCCGUCCAAUCAGCAGCGGAGGCCAUGCUUCCAAUAAAGAGAAGGAGAUGGUGACCAGUCUUUUCUGCAAACUGGGAGUUCUUGUCAGACAUAGGAUAUCUCUGUUUGGAAACGAUGCCACUUCUAUCGUGAACUGUCUUCAUAUACUGGGACAGACGCUCGAUGCCAGGACAGUUAUGAAGACGGGUCUGGAGUCGGUAAAGGCAGCGCUGCGGGCGUUUUUCGAGAACGCCGCCGAGGACCUGGAGCGAACAAUGGAGAACCUACGCCAGGGUCAGUUCACACACACUCGGACCCAGCCGAGAGGAGUCACCCAGAUCAUCAACUACACCACCGUGGCUCUGCUGCCCGUCCUGUCCUCACUGUUUGAGCACAUCGGUCAAAACCUGUUCGGAGAGGACCUCAUACUGGAUGAUGUCCAGGUCUCCUGUUACAGGAUCCUAAACAGCCUUUACUCACUUGGCACCAGUAAAAGCAUCUACGUAGAAAGACAGCGGCCUGCUCUUGGUGAGUGUCUGGCUGCGUUCUCUGGCGCGUUCCCCGUGGCCUUCCUGGAACCACAUCUCAACAAAUAUAACAGCUUCUCCAUCUACAACACUAAAGGCUCCAGAGAGAGGACAGCGUGCGGUCUCCCAGCUCAGGUGGAGGAGGUGUGUCCCCUGGUCCCAUCCCUAGAGAAAGCUCUGGAAGAGAUCAUGGAGUUGGCCGAGUCAGGAAUGCGCUACACUCAGAUGCCCCAUGUGAUGGAGGUGGUGUUGCCCAUGCUGUGCAGCUACAUGUCUCAUUGGUGGGAGCACGGGCCUGAGAGUAACCCAGAGCGCGCCGAUACGUGCUGCACCUCACUCACCUCUGAGCACAUGAACACACUCCUGGGAAACAUCCUCAAGAUCAUCUACAACAACUUGGGGAUCGAUGAAGGCGCCUGGAUGAAGAGACUCGCUGUCUUCUCUCAGCCCAUCAUCAGUAAAGCCCAGGCGCAGCUGUUAAAGACGCACUUCCUGCCGCUGAUGGAGAAGCUGAAGAAGAAGGCGGCCACGGUGCUGCUGGAUGAAGAACACAUGAAGGCAGAAGGCCGUGGUGAGAUGUCCGAGUCGGAGCUGCUCAUUCUGGACGAGUUCACCAUUUUGGUGCGCGACCUGUACGCCUUCUAUCCACUCCUCAUCCGCUUCGUCGAUUAUAACAGAGCGAAGUGGUUGAAAGAACCGAACCCUGAGGCAGAGGAACUGUUCCGCAUGGUGGCAGAGGUCUUCAUCUUCUGGGCCAAAUCCCACAAUUUCAAACGGGAGGAACAGAACUUUGUUGUUCAGAACGAGAUAAACAACAUGUCCUUCCUCAUUACUGACACCAAGUCCAAAAUGUCCAAGGGGGCAGUGUCAGACCAGGAGAGAAAGAAGAUGAAGAAGAGAGGCGAUCGAUAUUCCAUGCAGACGUCGCUGAUUGUAGCUGCUCUCAAGAGGCUGCUUCCUGUUGGUCUGAAUAUCUGCGCUCCUGGAGACCAGGAACUCAUCGCCCUCGCCAAGAACCGCUUCACCCAGAAAGACACAGAAGAUGAAGUUCGGGAGAUCAUACGGAAUAAUCUGCACCUGCAGGGAAAGUACUGGGUCUUCCACUUCAAAAAGCUGGUCAAGCGCCUCAUCAUUGUCCUGAAAUGGAUGAAACGCCGCCAGCCCAAGCCGGCUGCCCAAGAAAUACCCUUUCACAAACGCCUGCCCUUCCUUAAACGCUCCUCGACGCUGGACUUCUCCAUCCAACGGCACCCACGGGUGCCACUAAGCGCCAUGAAAAAGUCUUCCUCUCUGGAUAAUGCCUCUAGACACACAAAGCCCGCAACGUCCUGUCUUACUUCACGUCACAGCACGUUUAGAUGUAGCACGCUGUUGGAAGACCCAGCUAUUCGCUGGCAGAUGGCUCUAUAUAAGGACAUGCCUAACCGCAGUGAAGACACCUCAGACCCAGAGAAGACUGUAGAGAGAGUCCUGGACAUCGCUCAUGUGCUCUUCCAUCUCGAUCAGGUGGAACAUCCUCAGAGGAGUAAGAAGGCCGUGUGGCACAAGCUGCUGUCGAAGCAGAGGAAACGUGCGGUGGUGGCCUGCUUCAGGAUGGCUCCUCUUUAUAACCUGCCCAGACACCGGGCUGUCAACCUGUUCCUGCAGGGCUAUGAGAAGUCCUGGAUUGAGACCGAGGAGCAUUAUUUUGAAGAUAAGCUCAUAGAAGAUUUGGCUAAGCCGGGUGGAGAGGAGCCGUCAGAGGAGGAUGAAGGGGUUAAACACAUCGACCCUCUGCACCAGCUCAUUCAGCUCUUCAGCAGGACUGCACUCACAGAGAAAUGUAAACUGGAGGAAGACAGCCUUUACAUGGCCUACGCUGACAUCAUGGCCAAGAGCUGCCAUGAUGAGGAGGAAGACGACGAAGAGGAAGUGAAAAGUUUUGAAGAGAAGGAGAUGGAGAAGCAGAAGUUGCUCUAUCAGCAGGCUCGACUCCAUGAUCGCGGUGCAGCGGAGAUGGUGCUGCAGACCAUCAGCGCCAGCAAAGGUGAGAUGGGGCCGAUGGUGGCGUCUACACUGAAGCUGGGCAUCGCUAUACUGAAUGGUGGCAAUUCCACAGUACAGCAGAAAAUGCUGGACUACCUGAAGGAUAAAAAGGAUGUAGGAUUCUUCCAGAGCCUGGCAGGACUCAUGCAGUCUUGCAGCGUCCUCGACCUGAAUGCUUUCGAGAGGCAGAACAAAGCCGAGGGUUUGGGCAUGGUGACGGAAGAAGGCUCAGUCAUCACCCAUGAGCGUGGCGAAAAGGUGAUGCAGGAUGACGAGUUCACCUGUGACCUGUUCCGCUUCCUGCAGCUGCUCUGUGAAGGACACAACUCAGAUUUCCAGAACUACUUGAGAACGCAAACAGGAAACAACACGACUGUCAACAUCAUCAUCUCCACUGUGGACUACCUGCUUAGAGUACAGGAGUCCAUCAGUGAUUUUUACUGGUACUAUUCGGGGAAGGACGUGAUUGAUGAGCAGGGUCAACGUAAUUUCUCCAAAGCUAUAAAUGUAGCUAAACAGGUCUUCAAUACUCUUACGGAGUAUAUUCAGGGUCCUUGCACAGGGAACCAGCAGAGCCUGGCACACAGCCGCCUGUGGGAUGCUGUGGUCGGGUUCCUCCAUGUAUUUGCCCACAUGCAGAUGAAGCUCUCGCAAGAUUCGAGCCAGAUUGACCUCCUGAAAGAGCUCAUGGAUCUGCAGAAGGACAUGGUGGUAAUGCUGCUCUCCAUGUUAGAAGGAAAUGUUGUGAACGGCACCAUUGGAAAGCAGAUGGUCGACAUGUUGGUGGAAUCUUCCAACAACGUGGAGAUGAUUCUGAAGUUCUUCGAUAUGUUCCUCAAACUGAAAGAUCUUACAUCGUCAGAUGCCUUCAAAGAGUACGAUCCAGACGGGAAGGGGGUCAUUUCCAAGAGGGACUUUCACAAAGCCAUGGAGAGCCACAAGCACUACACACAGUCCGAGACGGAGUUCCUGCUGUCUUGUGCUGAAACAGAUGAAAAUGAGCUGCUUGAUUAUGAGGAAUUUGUCGAGCGCUUUCACGAGCCAGCUAAGGACAUUGGCUUCAACGUGGCCGUGCUCUUGACUAACCUGUCGGAGCAUAUGCCUCACGACUCACGCCUGCAGACAUUCCUGGAGCUAGCCGAGAGUGUGCUCAAUUACUUCCAGCCUUACCUGGGCCGCAUCGAGAUCAUGGGCAGCGCCAAGCGCAUUGAGCGUGUGUACUUUGAGAUCAGCGAGUCUAGCCGCACACAGUGGGAGAAGCCACAGGUGAAAGAGUCCAAGCGCCAGUUCAUCUUUGACGUAGUCAACGAGGGUGGUGAGAAGGAGAAGAUGGAACUGUUUGUUAAUUUUUGUGAAGACACUAUAUUUGAGAUGCAGCUGGCUGCACAGAUGUCGGAUGCAGGAGAGCGUUCAGCGAGCAAAGAAGAGAAUGAGCGGGAAAAACCUGAAGAGGAAACCCCCGACAUGGGCUUCUUCUCCAUCAGCACCGUAUGCUCAGCGCUAUUUGCCCUCCGCUACAACAUCAUGCUUCUGAUGAAGGUGCUGUCUAUGAAGAGUCUGAAGAAGCAGCUGAAGAAGGCUAAGAAGAUGACAGUGAAAGACAUGGUGACCGCCCUGGCUGCUUUCUGCUGGAGUGUGUUCAUGGGGCUGCUGCACUUUGCUUUCAGUGUGGCCCGUGGCUUCUUCCGCAUCAUCUACAGCAGCUUCCUGGGUGGAAGCUUGGUGGAGGGAGCCAAGACCAUGAAAGUGUCCGAGCUGCUGGCCAACAUGCCUGACCCGACACAGGAUGAGGUGAGAGGUGAGAGUGAGGAGGUGGAGAGGAAACCUGCAGAGAAAACUUCACCUGAGGAAGACUUGGCCGACCUCGCAGUGGCUGCGGAAGACACUGACCUGCUGUCUGAUAUAUUUGGGCUGGAUUUAAGGAGGGAAGGAGGACAGUACAAACUCAUGCCACAUAACCCCAAUGCCAGCCUGACAGACCUGCUUAAUACACCCAUGCCACCGCCCCCUACACCCUCGCCUGAACUCCGCAGAAGACACACGGUGAAGGGUUCAUCCUCAUCAACCGAUGAGAAAGAAGCCGCAGAUGAGACCAAGACAGUGUCUGAGAAAGCAGAAGGAGAGGACGGGGAGAAAAAGGAAAAGAAGAAGGAAAUGCCAAAGAAAAGGAAGACUCAGCUCAACCGCUCCUCCAAAUCAGAUGAGCCAGAUCUACAAGAGUCUGCCUUCUGGAAGAAGAUCAUCGCCUACCAGCGCAAGCUGCUAAACUAUUUUGCACGGAAUUUCUACAACAUGAGAAUGCUGGCUUUGUUUGUGGCCUUUGCAAUCAACUUCAUCCUGCUGUUCUACAAGGUUUCCACUUCCUCUGCAGUAAAAGAGGAAAAGCAGGUGGUGUACAGCACGUCAUCACUGGACAGCGGACUGCGGUGGGACACGCAAAGUGACUCUUCCAGCGAUCGGCCCGUUACGGUGCACUUUGUGCUAGAGGAAAGUAGCGGCUACAUGGAGCCCACGCUGCGCAUCCUCGCCAUCCUCCACACCAUCAUCUCCUUCUUCUGCAUCAUUGGAUACUACUGCCUCAAGGUUCCCCUGGUGAUCUUUAAGAGGGAAAAAGAGGUGGCCAGGAAGCUGGAGUUUGAUGGGUUGUAUAUUACAGAGCAGCCAUCAGAGGACGACAUUAAAGGCCAGUGGGACAGACUGGUCAUCAAUACGCAGUCCUUUCCAAACAAUUACUGGGAUAAAUUUGUGAAGAGAAAGGUGAUGGAUAAAUAUGGAGAGUUUUAUGGUAAUGACCGAAUCAGUGAACUGCUGGGGAUGGACAAAGCUGCGCUGGACUUUAGUGAUGCCCAUGAGAAGAAGAAGCCUAAGAAAGACAGCUCGCUAGCUGCUGUACUGAACUCUGUUGAUGUGAAAUACCAGAUCUGGAAGUUGGGAGUCGUCUUCACAGAUAAUUCCUUCCUGUACCUAGCCUGGUACAUGACCAUGUCCAUACUGGGCCAUUACAAUAACUUCUUCUUCGCUGCUCAUCUGCUGGACAUAGCCAUGGGCUUUAAGACACUGAGAACCAUCCUGUCUUCUGUUACUCACAAUGGCAAACAGCUUGUGUUGACAGUGGGCUUGCUAGCAGUAGUAGUCUACCUCUACACUGUGGUGGCCUUCAACUUCUUCCGCAAGUUCUACAACAAGAGCGAGGAUGGAGAAUCUCCGGACAUGAAGUGUGACGACAUGUUAACGUGCUACAUGUUCCACAUGUACGUGGGUGUACGUGCGGGCGGUGGCAUCGGCGAUCAGAUCGAGGAUCCUGCAGGUGACGAGUAUGAGAUUUACCGCAUCAUCUUCGACAUCACCUUCUUCUUCUUCGUCAUCGUCAUCCUCCUCGCCAUCAUUCAGGGUCUGAUUAUUGAUGCAUUUGGUGAGCUGAGAGAUCAGCAGGAGCAGGUGAAGGAGGAUAUGGAGACUAAGUGUUUCAUCUGCGGGAUUGGAAACGACUAUUUCGACACGGUCCCUCACGGCUUCGAGACACACACCUUACAGGAGCACAACUUGGCAAACUACCUGUUUUUUGUGAUGUAUCUCAUUAAUAAGGAUGAAACGGAGCACACAGGCCAGGAGUCCUACGUUUGGAAAAUGUACCAGGAACGCUGCUGGGAAUUUUUCCCGGCCGGAGACUGCUUCCGCAAACAAUAUGAGGACCAGCUCAACUAACACACACACUCUUUCUCUCACACACACACACACACACACACACACACACACACACACACACACACACACACACACACAGACUUGGGUCCCUUGGAUUUGUUUCUCUGUGACUUACGCGGAGGAGGAUGCUGUUUAGUUUGGAAUGAGUUUGAGAUCUUGUCCAUAGUUGAACUGUUCCCAGAACACGCUGGGACACAGACAGAGAGCGAGAAAAGGAGAGUCUGAACGCUUCUCCAUUCUACAUUUGCUUUAUUAAACUUAUAAAGAGGAGCAAAAAAAAAAAAAAGAGAGAACAAGAACGAGAGGGGGCGCAAGAACGAGGAGGAUGUGGACGGAUGACAUAAAAGAAAGAGACAGUGGAGGCCAGACAUCUUGCUCAUUCUUGGUCUCUUUAUUUGUUUGGCAGGAUGAACAGAUGAGUGCAUGGAUGGAUGGAUACGAAAGAAAGACAGGCACCAUGAUAUUGGCCAGGGGCAACAGAAGGGACACAGUGCCUUACCAAGCAAAGGGUGAGCUAUGCAAGCUGCGAGAGAGAUGGAGCAAAGAGGGAGAGAGGGGAAAAAAAUAGACAAAGAAACAGGUGGAGAGAAGUCAAGAGGGCUACAAUAGGUGCAAUGUACUGCUAGUGUAGGUAUAUAAUUAGGAGUGUGUGUGUCGGGGGGGGAGGUAGUGUAUGAAAGUGAGUAGAUAUAGUUGUAAGGCUGCGUUCACACCAUGUGUUUUUCCCUCAACUAGCCAGAUGUUGUUGUUGUUUUUUUUCUGAAACAACAAGCCAGGUGUUUCACGGACAGCAAAAAUGCUGACCAAACUUUUUUUUUUUAAACUUCACCCUACAAGGUUACAGGCCAGGGGGCAAGUGCAAAAAAACCAAGACAGAAGGUAGAACCACUGUCUGGAUAACAGCUGAGAUACAAAUUUAAUGUUAUUUACUACUAUAACCACUACUACUACUACGACUAAUAAUAAAUCUCGAUAGAGAACUAAUUUAGGCAGUAUGGAGUUC
Molecule: messenger RNA, 16249 nt
Organism: Neoarius graeffei (lesser salmon catfish)
Lineage: Eukaryota; Metazoa; Chordata; Actinopteri; Siluriformes; Ariidae
Gene: ryr2a
Product: ryanodine receptor 2a (cardiac)
Exons: 107
Coding region: 1-15246 (5081 amino acids)
Biological process (GO): calcium ion transmembrane transport; intracellular calcium ion homeostasis
Cellular component (GO): calcium channel complex; Z disc; smooth endoplasmic reticulum
Molecular function (GO): protein binding; ryanodine-sensitive calcium-release channel activity; calcium ion binding
Source: RefSeq, a predicted model, not a curated record